Molecule: messenger RNA, 758 nt
Organism: Scophthalmus maximus (turbot)
Lineage: Eukaryota; Metazoa; Chordata; Actinopteri; Pleuronectiformes; Scophthalmidae
Product: phospholipase A and acyltransferase 4
Exons: 4
Coding region: 122-691 (189 amino acids)
Biological process (GO): N-acylphosphatidylethanolamine metabolic process
Cellular component (GO): cytoplasm
Molecular function (GO): glycerophospholipid phospholipase A1 activity; A2-type glycerophospholipase activity
Source: RefSeq, a predicted model, not a curated record
CUGCAGUCAAGGCUAUCUGCGGCUAAUGAAGGCAUUUUAACUGUUACACAACCUGAGGGCAGCGCCCAGACAAGUGGAAAACGCACUUUAGUCCGUCUGUUGACUUCGGCUGAAAGCAGCAAUGAACCUUUUGGGAAACGGGAAAAGCAUUUUUUCCCAAAUGACAUGGCAACAGGUUGAUCAGAGCGUGUCCACAGCAGAGGUCGGAGACCUGAUUGAGUUUGUGAACCCGUGGCUGGGGUUGUCUCUCUGGGGUGUUUAUGUUGGCGAAGGCCAUGUUAUCCAUUUUGGCGUAGGAGAUGAGAACAUGACACAGAAAGCCUGCCGCAGCUUCUUUCAACAACUGGUUCCAAAGUCGACUGGAGAUCGUGCUCUGAAGAAGACGAGAAUCUGUUCGCAGCGCGUCUCGGAUAUCAAACUGCCUCAAGGAACUCGAAUCAGGGUCAACAACGACAAACACAACCUGGUCCCGUCGCCACAGGAGACGGUGAGGCAUCGCUGUGAAACCUUUCUGCAGCAGGAGUUCAAAUACGACCUGAUGAACUUCAACAGUGAGCAUUUCGCCACAUUUGUUCGAUGCGGCCACGCUGUGUGCAACCAGAUUCCCUUUAAGAAGAAGAACGAAGCUCAUGUGGCUACAACUCAGACUCUGCAAAUGAUAAUGCAGCAACGGAUGGAGACAGAAACUUGAGACAAGUUCCACUACCACACCAACUUUGUUAAUGAGGAAAAUAAAACAUUAUAAAAAUCCCCCACUG